Molecule: messenger RNA, 1817 nt
Organism: Folsomia candida
Lineage: Eukaryota; Metazoa; Arthropoda; Collembola; Entomobryomorpha; Isotomidae
Exons: 4
Coding region: 1049-1588 (179 amino acids)
Source: RefSeq, a predicted model, not a curated record
CCGCUGCUCAUCAAUGUUGUGUUGUAUGGACAUGUGCAUUUACCAGUUUACCACUACCAAGAGAUUACUCGAUCCUUUAUUACUUUAUGGUGGGUGCGUGUGUAUGUAUGCAUGCAUGAAUGUAUGAAACCCGAGAAAGCCCCAAAGUCGAAAGGUGCUACAAAGUUUUUUCUUUUCUGUUUUCGAGUCAGAGGUCUGACUCUCGUUGGUUGUGCACAAGGUGAAAUAAGAAGGCGUUGCUGGUGCUAAAGUGAUUUUCUGAAGGAAAUUAAUAGUCGAUAUUGAUCAAUCACAAAUUCAAUCAUAUAUAAAUCUGGGUUAAUAAACCGAAUCGUCAUAUCACCGAGGUCGCACAUCCAUAUUUCCAUUCACCUAACAUUUGCUUGGCAUUCGUCGGUGUGACAUGAAAUAAAUCUCAUUUGUUGCUCACUAUUACUCAAAUGUCACAUCACAAACUCCUGCGGUGACUAAAAUACAACUCCUCAUGCAUUUCUUUAUCGGCGCCAUAUCCUCCUUAUUAUCAAGACGCAAACGAAAUAUGAAAACAAUAUAAACUGAACUCGACCAGUAAAUGAGCUCCAGUUUCUGGUGUGAAGUGACUCAGGAAAUUGCCGUUAUAGGAUAUCAUCAACUUUAGAACUGAGUCAGCAUCAUGAUGUCUCGGCCAUUUAUUCAUUCGUUUACUUAGUUUCCGAAAAGUUUUUUUUUAUAGACGGUCACUAAACUGAGCGAAACUAUUUCACUUUCUUCUCUAUCACAUCAAUCGUUACGAAUUAUUACGCCUCUGCCUCCGUGUAUGUACAAUAAACAAGGAAUGACGAUUACUAAGAUCGAAAUACUAGCACUAUAAUAAAUACUAAAAUAAGAAACACUAGUUGAAAUUAAAUACUGCUGUCUUCUGUAAUUUUUAUGCAAGAGUUGGUUACGUGUAACGCAAUUUGCAAUUGAGGUUUUGUGGCUACAGGCAGUUUUUUUCACUUUAUUUGCCAUUCGCAACUUACUCACUCACGAUAAUUGUGUCAUUUGACGUUUAUCGAUUGGACAUCCAAUGCGUACGUUCAGCAUUAUUAAGAUUCUGACCAUGGGGUUUGCAUGGUUCUUAAGCGGUUUGGUCGUCGUCAGCUCCAUGUCUGUUGUUGCGACGAGUUACACUAGUCCUUCCAAAUACACUAGUCCGGUGUCACCUCUCAAUGCAACGUGUCACAGGGCAACGGACUGCACGAGCGAUCGUUUUCCAACUUUUCUCAAUUGUGUAAAGGGUCGUUGUUCCUGUGACAGUCACACGUUUUACGAUGAAUACGAAUCUAUUUGCAUGAUUCGCCAUAGAAGUCAGUGCUUAAUCAAACGAAGUCCCUCACAGGUGGUUCAACCAUGUGUGAGAUUCGCCCAGUGUGCGUAUCCAUUGGAUUUGAAUGGUAACGAGUUGCGGUCAGCAGUUCAUGGGUCGUGUCAAUGUUUGAUCAACAAAACGCCAAACUCGGAUGGAACAUGCAGCAAGUCCUCGACAAUUGACAGUAGCCCUGUAAUGACAAUGGUGUUCAUGACCUACAUUAUUUUCACAGCAUCAGGAGUUCAAUUUAAUAGCUGAUUGUGUAGUGUUUAUCCAAAUUACCCCUCAAUCAUUUAUCGUUACGCUAUUUUCAUAAUUGUGAAUUUCACCUGUUGCAUGAUUGGGUAAUGAAGAAAGUAUUAUUGUAUAUGUUCGUAUUUUCUAUAUUCCAGGGCUAGCAGCUCAUAAUAAAAUAUUUUCAAUGUAUGUGAGCAAUAUAAUUGUAACUCAAAAUAAAGUUCAACAUGUUUACAUUUGUGUUACACCA